AUGGUCGCUAGAGCAUCUAAUAGUGGCGAAUUUCUUGGAGUUCGGGUGGCCCCAACAGCUCUGGUGGUUUCGUGCCUAUGUUUUGCAGAUGACACGUUGGUGUUUGGGAGAGAUACGGAGGAGUACGCACGGGUGCUAAAGAAUAUCUUGGGGAAAUAUGCCCGUGCAUCUAGACAGGAGAUCAACCAAGAAAAAUCGACAGUGUUUUUUAGCCCAAAUACUACUCAGGAGCGAAGAGUUGCAAUCCAUCAAAUCUUGGAAUUUCGAGUGGUGGAGAACCAGGAAAAAUAUUUAGGAUUGCCGGCGGCCAUUAGAAGGACAAAGAAGGAAAUUUUUGCAUAUCUCCGGGAUAGGUUGUGGUCCAAGAUUAAAGGGUGGGGCGAAAAACAAUUAUCGCGAGCGGGAAAAGAAGUCAUGAUCAAAGCAGUUCUACAAGCUAUCCCAUCGUUUGUGAUGGGAUGUUUUCUACUUCCAGAAGGCAUUAUAAACGACGUGGAGGCUGCAGUCAAACGGUAUAGGUGGGGUCAUGGGGGAAAUAGAGGUCUAGCGUGGGUAGCAUAG
This is a messenger RNA of Erythranthe guttata (spotted monkey flower), 561 nucleotides long. NCBI's taxonomy places the organism in Eukaryota, Viridiplantae, Streptophyta, Magnoliopsida, Lamiales, Phrymaceae. The record is from RefSeq and is a predicted model, not a curated record.